AUGGCUAUUAAUUUUAAUGAUCCAAACUGUGGUUUUCACCACAGGGAAGUUGUAGCUUUUCUAAAUGAACAAAUAGUUAAAAAUGGGCCUAGUAGAUUAUUAAAUAGGAUUCACUUGUGUAAGUCCUGGAGCGCUGUGGAAGGGGAGCUGCUGACCAUCGUGACUGACUCGGCGAUGCCCAGAAGUCUGAAGAAAUCUUGUGCCUGGAGUGCCCUGGCUCUUGGACUGGGCUUGGCUGAGAAGCAGGGCCAGGAGUACAAAGAAAAGGUAAAGAUAAUGCAGGAGCAGCUGGAUGAACAGAGGCUGUUCAUUAACGCCUUGUUAGGGAUGGUACAAAAACAGAGAGAUAAAAAUCAAGAUGAAAAGGGUGUGGGGGAGUUCAGACUCAAACAAGGACUCACAGGCCUUAAUAGAGCAGGAGGGGAGCCAUCUUUUCUCACACCUGUGCCUUUUGGUGUGAUGAGAACUCAGUUUCAAAGUCAGGAAGGAAGGAAAGAGGAGGCCCAGGCAACUGCACCAUAUCCGUUAGGCAGUCUUGUGCCCGGUGGAGAUGGGGGAUAUGACUGGACUGUGAGAGAGCCACUGAGGAUGUCAGGCCAAAGUGCUUCAGCUGCUGUUGCUACAGCUCCUUUUGUUGAGGGAAGUGGGCUUUCUGUAAGAGCAAAUACAAAUGAGGAUUCUGAAAUCCAGAGGGCUUGGUCUCAGACUACCCCACUGCCAUCUCUUAGUUUGUCCUCUACCUCAGCUCAGCCUGGGAUUGUUUCCCAAGUAGCAACAGCAGAAGUAGAACAACAGGCUUCAGUAGUUCCUUCCCUGACCUCUUCUAGAGCUAGCUGGAGAGUUAAGCAAUUCCACCGCAGGAAGAUCCUUUCUCAGAAGUUCAGACAGAGAGCUAAUACCUCUCACUACAGGAAGCUUAGCAGCAUCCCUAGUAGAGCUGGGGACUGGUACUGUGAUGAGUGUAAUGUGAUGAACUUCUCUUGGAGAAAUGUAUGUUUCAGAUGUAAGCAAUUCCAGGAAACAACAGUAAUUGAAGACUUUUUACACAAUUGGAGAUAUAUGUGA
This is a messenger RNA of Arvicanthis niloticus (Nile rat), 1065 nucleotides long. The record is from RefSeq and is a predicted model, not a curated record. Lineage: Eukaryota; Metazoa; Chordata; Mammalia; Rodentia; Muridae.